This is a messenger RNA of Ogataea parapolymorpha DL-1, 636 nucleotides long. RefSeq lists its product as uncharacterized. Gene Ontology annotation, molecular function: histone H4 acetyltransferase activity; histone H2A acetyltransferase activity; protein N-terminal-serine acetyltransferase activity. The transcript has a single exon. NCBI's taxonomy places the organism in Eukaryota, Fungi, Ascomycota, Pichiomycetes, Pichiales, Pichiaceae. The record is from RefSeq and is a predicted model, not a curated record. Bases 1 to 636 code for a protein of 211 amino acids. Gene Ontology annotation, cellular component: nucleus.
AUGCCCGAAGAUCAAGAACAAAAAGAGGGAGAGGCACUGUACAAGAUCGUGCAAAGCUGUUUUGACGAGCCUCUCUCGAUCGAGAAGGAUCAAAAGACCAUCGAGAUCAAGGUUUCUCCCAUACUUGUUGAUAAUCUCCCAAGAAUUCAACGACGCCAAUGUUUGUCUCUUGUUAACAAGAAUUUGGGUGAUACACUGGCUCGUGUGUUUGGAAAGCACUGGAAAAAGGAGAAAACAGAAGAGAUGCGUGAUCCUGGAUUGGUGUAUCUCUUACUUCAUCACGAUACAGAGUUUGUAGGGUUUGUUUCCAUCAAAGCGGUUGAAGACAAUGAAUCUCAUGUCCUGUACAUCUAUGAACUACAGAUCGUGAAAAACUACCGACGUUUGGGACUCGGCACAAAGCUAUUGGGGAUCUUGGACCACAUCGUGGGACUUGUCAAUUCGGAUCCUGCAUACACCAAAGAGUUCGGCAAAUUGGAAGGGCUUUCACUCACAGUCUUCAGCAGUAACGAAGGAGCCAAAAAGCUGUACUUUUCAAAAGGUUACGAAAUCGCGUCGCAUUCACCUGCAAUCAGAUAUUUACGAAACCGGAAAAUUGAGCCCGAUUAUUUUAUCUUGGUGAAAAAGAAUUUUUAG